Molecule: messenger RNA, 3247 nt
Organism: Rhea pennata
Lineage: Eukaryota; Metazoa; Chordata; Aves; Rheiformes; Rheidae
Gene: CCDC93
Product: coiled-coil domain containing 93
Exons: 23
Coding region: 99-1952 (617 amino acids)
Biological process (GO): Golgi to plasma membrane transport
Source: RefSeq, a predicted model, not a curated record
CCCGGCAGCCGCCGGCUGGGAACACCCCUUGGCCUGGGCGUUGCGGCGCGGACGUGAGAGGAUCAGCUGCGGGGCGCCGGCUGCCGCAGACGGCGGGGAUGGCCGUGCCCCGGGGACAGGAGUACCAGGCCCCCCAGGAGGUUGAAACAAGAGAAGAUGAAGAACAAAACAUCAAAUUGACGGAAAUUUUGGAACUGUUGGUAGCUGCUGGGUAUUUUCGAGCAAGAAUCAAAGGGUUAUCGCCUUUUGACAAGGUGGUAGGUGGCAUGACAUGGUGUAUCACUACUUGCAGCUUUGAUAUCGACAUUGAUUUAUUGUUUCAGGAAAACUCUACCAUUGGUCAGAAAAUUGCCUUAACUGAAAAAAUUGUGUCUGUAUUACCAAAAAUGAAGUGUCCUCAUCGUUUGGAACCACAUCAAAUUCAGGGAUUGGAUUUCAUUCAUAUAUUUCCUGUUGUUCAGUGGCUAGUGAAACGUGCAAUAGAAACUAGAGAAGAAAUGGGAGACUAUAUCCGUUCUUACUCUAUAUCACAGUUUCAAAAAACUCAUAGACUUCCAGAGGAUGAUGAAUUUAUACAAAGAAAAGAGAAGGCUAUCAAAACUGUUACCGAUAUCUUUGAGGUUUACAAACCCCAGAGAAAAUACAAACGUCAAGAGGGAGCUGAAGAGCUGCUUGAUGAGGAAUCAAAGGUUCAUGCUACGCUUCUGGAAUAUGGCAGGAGAUACGGGUUUAGCAGACAAGCAGGAAAAACAGAACAGACUGAAGAUAAAAAAAUUGUGCUACCUCCAGGGCUUGCAGCAGCAGGAAAAGCUGAGGCUUUUGAUGAAGAUGACCUCCAGGCUGCUGAAGAGCUUCGCAUUAAAGCUCUGAUGACUGGAAUGGCUGCAGUGGUAACAGAAGAGGGCAAGUUGACAGCAAGCACAGUAGGCCAGAUUGUUGGACUCCAAUCAGAUGAGAUCAAGCAAAUAGUGUCAGAAUAUGCUGAAAAGCAGUCUGAACUUUCUGCUGAGGAGCGACCAGAAAGACUUGGAGCUGCCCAACAGCACAGAAGGAAAGUGGCGUUUCUGAAUAAGCAGAUUUUGCAGAAAACCAAACUCCUGGAAGAACUACAAGCUAAAUGUGCUGAUCUGCAGGUAAAAUGUACUGAAGCAAAGAAGGCAUUAACGGAGGUUAAGAGUUGCAGUGAAAAGCUGGACAAGGAGUUGGCGGCCUUAGAAACAAUAGAAUCCCAAGCAGAUUCUAGCAUAUUACAGAACCUGCGAGCACUUGUGGCUAUGAAUGAAAACCUCAAAAGCCAGGAGCAAGAGUUCAAAGCACAUUGUAGGGAAGAAAUGGAGCGACUUCAACAAAAUAUUGAGAAUUUGAAAGCAGAGGCAGUGGAAAAUGGGGAGGAAGAGGAGCCUAAUAAGAUUAUAGACCAGCAAUACAAAACCGAGAAAGAUAAGCUUCAAAAGAUCCGGCUACUACUGGCCCGAAGAAACAGAGAAAUAGCCAUUUUACAACGCAAGAUUGAUGAAGUACCCAGCCGAGCUGAGCUAACGCAGUAUCAAAAAAGAUUUAUUGAGCUUUACAGUCAGGUGUCAGCAACUCACAAAGAAACCAAACAGUUCUUUACUCUUUAUAACACACUGGAUGAUAAGAAAGUGUAUUUGGAGAAGGAGGUUAACUUGCUGAAUUCUAUUCAUGACAACUUUCAUCAAGCGAUGGCAUCUUCUGGUUCUCGUGAGCAGUUUUUACGGCAGAUGGAGCAGAUUGUAGAAGGCAUUAAACAGAACCGGAUGAAGAUGGAAAAAAAGAAGCAAGAAAACAAAAUGCGAAGAGACCAAUUGAAUGAUGAAUAUUUGGAGCUUCUAGAGAAACAGAGACUUUACUUUAAAACAGUGAAAGAAUUUAAGGAGGAAUGCCGUAAGAAUGAAAUACUACUAUCCAAGUUGAAAGCUACUUCUUCCUGAAGAACUCCAACUGAUGAAGUUAUGAAAAAUGGUUCAGUCUGUAAAUUGAAUCUUUUGUGAAGUGACAAUGAUAACUGCAAUGUAGACAGACAUAUAUAUAUAUAUGUGUGUGAGAAUGUAUAUGUGUGUGUAUAUAUAGACACACACACAUAUAUAUACACAGCUGUAGAAGUCUGUUUUUUUCCGAUAUGUAUUCUGUUUUACAUUCCUUCAUCUAGUGGCUGUAUUGUUAUUGCCUCCACUACACAGUAAAGAGUUAAUGCAGUACAGAAAAGCGGAAGUACUGUCUAACUUUAUUUGAGUUUUUCUUUUUUUUUUUUUUUUUUUUUUUUUCCAAAGUGAGGAUGAUGGGAUGUUUUUUGUUUGGGCUUUAACAGUGAAAAGGGUCAAAAUUCUGGAAAAAAUAUAUGUGGAUUUUGUUGGUAACAUAAUUGAAAAUAAUACAUACAAAUACCAUAAAAGGAGUACUACAGAAUGCAGAAAUCUGAUUAUAGGCAAAACAAACACAGAAAAUAGUUCCUGAAAUUCUUAUCAUUAGCUAAUAACUUCACAUUAUUUAAAUUUACAUUUUAGCCAUAGAUAAGAUUCCAAAAGACAAAAACUAAUUCCUAAUGGUUAAGACAUAAGAAAAUAGAAAUUCAACUUGGAUAAUUCUUAGUGUAAAAUUAUAGAUUUAUAUUUUUAUAAAGUCUAGUUGUACACUUUUUUGUGAAAUUUGAUUUUUAUAUAUGCAGAGAGUGCUGGUUAAAUUAAUAGCUCCAGGAAAAGCACCUUAAUCACUAGAAUUAUCAUGUUACCCUGGCUGGGAUGAAAAGUGGUGUAUUUCAGCUGUAACAUAGAAAGAUAAAGGUUCAGGCAUUCUGCUCAAAUGAACUGAUGCUCAUCUUUAAAGACAAUGAGCUAUUUCCCUGGCUGAAUGUUUGCCUUUUGAAGUUUAGAAGUCUGUUGAACACCUCCUGGAACACUUUUAUACUUGUGCAUACAGUAUUUUAUAAUUCAAAUAGCUGUUUUUGUACUUAAUAUCAGAAUUUUGGACUGGACUUAGGUACAUCACAUCUUUUGUUCAAGAAAAGAAAAAACAUAUUUCCUACCCACAUUAACAGUGAUGAGCAUUCUAUUAGAUUACUUCCUAUGGCAGUGAAUAUAAAAUAAAAACAUGUUUGGAAUUCAGUGACCUUCCGCUAUUGUGUUUCUAGGGUGACACACUUUUGUUUUAGAAGCCUUAUUGUGCUUUUGGAUUACAAACGCAUUAAAAGAUAAAUUGUGCAAAUGUAAUAAAAAUGUAAUGUCACAUA